This is a messenger RNA of Rhipicephalus microplus (southern cattle tick), 1232 nucleotides long. Its product is annotated as carbohydrate sulfotransferase 4. Gene Ontology annotation, molecular function: N-acetylglucosamine 6-O-sulfotransferase activity. Gene Ontology annotation, biological process: sulfur compound metabolic process; N-acetylglucosamine metabolic process. Lineage: Eukaryota; Metazoa; Arthropoda; Arachnida; Ixodida; Ixodidae. The record is from RefSeq and is a predicted model, not a curated record.
AUGACGCAUCUUAAGUCACAAUUAGAACCUGUAUUGCCAUCAUGGUUCUAUAAAAAGCUCGCUCGCUACCCGGUCGUGCCAAUAGCCGAAGUCCAAAGGGUGGUCAUCGUCGCUUAUUUCCGCAGUGGUUCCAGCUUUUUUGGUGAGAUGCUUUCUUCAACUCCGCGCACUUUCUUCCACUUCGAGCCCCUGCAAAUGUUCGGCCAUAAUUUCAGGACCAACGACAGCGCAGCGCACCAAGCCUUGGACUUGAUCGGUCACCUGUUCCACUGCGAGUUCCAGCGUAUCAAAGAUUACGCUCGCUGGGAUUACGAACACUCGUCGCUCUUCGUGUGGAACCACUUCCUAUGGACCCUCUGCAGAGGGAAAUCUUCAGUCUGUUUCAACUCUGAGGCCGUCUCCCAAGUUUGUUCGCGGGCACCUGCGCAGGUGAUGAAGGUCACGAGGUUGCCCAUGUCUCAUGUUCGAGACUGGUUGCGCAGCAACCCGGACAUAGCGGGAACUGUAAAGAUUGUACACCUGGUGCGAGAUCCGCGGGGCAUCGUGGCGUCGAGGAGACGCGUGGCCUGGUGCAACAAGUCCGAGGCUUGCAUGCACCAGGAUUCAGUGUGCUCAGAGGUUCGCGCUGACCUGUACUCGUACGAGGAGUUGAAGAAGGUGCUUCCAAACAGCACACACAGACUUCGUUACGAAGAUUUGGCUCUCAAUCCUAAUGGUGAAGCUGUGAGGCUGUUCGACGUUCUAGGGCUGAAGUACACAAGACACGUGACCAGGUUUUUGAAGACGCACACCAGGUCACGUAAGGACAAUUCCUUGUACCCGCACUCGACGAGGAGAAAUUCGUCUAUCGUCGCGUUUCAGUGGAGAACCAAGCUGAGCUACGAAGACGUCGUGAAUAUUCAGCGGUCCUGUUCAGAUGUGCUGCUGCGGUUGGGUUACAAGACAAUUACUAGAGAAAAAGAAAUGUUUCAGGCAGUGCCCCUAGUUUCUGUAGGAAACCUGACAGUGCCUGUAUGAGGCUAAGGAUUACACAAUACAUCGCAAGACCCCUGCAAUUCGGUCAACCUUUGCUUUGAUUGUACGGUACACUCCUUCUCUUGCUAAAUGGAUGGAUGGAUGAAAGAAAUUUAUUGAGGUCUGAUAGGUCGGGCGAGUGUCCCUAGCCCAAAGUGAGCCGCUCCCACGUUGGGAGCCAAAGACGUAUAGCCUCUCAGCCACUUCGCGGGCCCAUU